This is a messenger RNA of Loxodonta africana (African savanna elephant), 3561 nucleotides long. RefSeq names its product U3 small nucleolar RNA-associated protein 14 homolog A-like. The record is from RefSeq and is a predicted model, not a curated record. The transcript has 2 exons. Lineage: Eukaryota; Metazoa; Chordata; Mammalia; Proboscidea; Elephantidae. The coding region runs from base 161 to 2500 and encodes 779 amino acids. Gene Ontology annotation, biological process: rRNA processing. Gene Ontology annotation, cellular component: nucleolus; small-subunit processome.
UCCUGCUCCACGUCUCGGUGCUGCUGGGCCCUGCACUUUCAGCCCUGCUGCGAGCCCACGCCCCCCUCCACGCAGCCACACUCCUCCUCCUGCCCUGGCUUAUGCUGCUCACAGCAAAAGGAAGUGAGUAGGGCUCAUCUGUGAGAAUGAGACUGUGAAGAUGAGUGCAACUGGGGCAGCAGAGAGCCUUCUGACUUUGAGCCAUCAGGAAGAAUUAGCAGAUUUGCCAAAGGACUGCCCCUGGAGCACCAGUGAAGACGAAGGGGACAGUGAUAGAGAGAGGAAGCAUCAAAAGCUUCUGGAAGCAAUCAGUUCCCUUGAUGGAAAGAAUAGGCGGAAACUGGCUGAGAGAUCAGAGGCCAGUUGGGAUGUGUCGGAGUUCAGUGUCGGUUGUGAAGGAACAGGAGAACAGCUGGUCCUCUCAGAUCUGCUUCAGCCCAUUAAAACUUCAUCCUCCUUGGCCACGGUGAAAAAGCAGCUGAAGGGGGUCCAAGCAAAGAAGACUGUGGAGUUGCCCCUUGACCAAGAAGAGGCUGCACAGGUCCACAGAGAAGUGGCAUUCAGUACAACCUCCCAAGCUCUUUCCAAAUGGGAUCCUGUAGUUCUAAAGAACCGGAACGCAGAGCAGCUGGUUUUUCCCCUGAAGCAGCAGCAGCUGGACUUUGCUCCCAUCGAACAUGUGCUCGGUGGCUGGAAGGCAAGAAGUCCCCUGGAGCAGGAAAUUUUUAACGUCCUCCACAAGAACAAGCAGCCAGUGAUAGACCCUUUACUGACUCCAGUGGAGAAGGCCUCUCUCAAAGCCACGAGCCUGGAAGAGGCUCAGAUGCGCCAAGCAGAGCUUCAGAAAGCCCGGGCCCUGCAGUCCUACUAUGAGGCCAAGGCUCGGAGAGAGAAGAAAAUCAAAAGCAAAAAGUAUCACAAAGUUGUGAAGAAAGGAAAGGCCAAGAUAGCCCUAAAAGACUUUGAGACCCUUCAGAAGGCCAGUCCUACCACAGCAUUAGAAGAACUGGAGAAAAUCGAAAAGGCCAGGAUGGUGGAGCGGAUGAGCCUGAAGCACCAGAACAAGGGGAAGUGGGCCAAGUCCAAGGCAAUUAUGGCCAAAUAUGACCCAGAGGCUCGCCAGGCCAUGCACGAACAGUUGGCCAAGAACAAAGAACUGACACAGAAACUCCAGGCACCUUCUGAGAGUGAGGAAGAGGAGGGGGCUGUAGAGGAGGAUGGACUCUUUGUCCCUGAUGUCGUGAACGAAGUCCAGAUGGACACACAUGGGCCCAACCCCUGGAUGCACACAAGUUGCACCAGUGAUGUGAAAGAGGCUGAAGUCCUGAAGGACCCUGAACAGCUUCCUGAGCACCUGGCCUUCGAGGAUUCAGAAGGUGAGGGGGAAGAAGGUCCAGUAGCAGAAGAAGCAAUGUUGCUGAAAGAAUCUGAGGAAAGGCGAUGCCUUAGGAAAAGGCCUGAGCUCAACCAGGACACCAAGCCCGUAGGUCGUCAAGAAACACAAGACCCUAGCAGCCAGGAGGUGCUGUCCGAAUUGAGGGCGCUGUCUCAGAAACUCAGCAAGGAAGACCGUCAGCCCAGGAAGCAAAAAGCGAACUCAGCGGGGGCCAUUCUCCCAGUCCAGAGAGAGGAACCGGCCCGGGAGGAGGAGGAGCCCUUGUUGCCGCAGAGGCCAGAGAGAGUGCAGACUCCAAAAGAGCUGGGCAAAGGAGGCUGUUCGCAAAAUACGGAACUUCGCAGACCUGUGUUACAAGGGCAGCAGAUGGAGAAGAACGCAAAUAAUCAGCCUGAUGCCCCGAAGAAGAAGAAAAGGAAGGAGCAAAUGAUUGAUUUACAGAACCUCCUGACCACAAAAUCUCCUUCCAGGGAGUCUUUGGCAGUUCCUACGACGAUAGACAAGUUGGAAGGUGAAGAAGAGAGAGACCAAAAGCAGAUGAUAAAGGAAGCUUUUGCUGGGGAUGAUGUCAUCAGAGACUUCUUGAAAGAGAAGAGGGAAGCUGUGGAGGCGAGUAAGCCAAAGGACGUGGACCUGACGCUGCCUGGCUGGGGCGAGUGGGGCGGUGUGGGCCUACAGCCCCGUGCCAAAAAAAGACGCUGUUUUUUAAUGAAAGCCCCUGAGGGUCCUCCAAGAAAAGACGAGAAUUUGCCGAAUGUGAUUAUCAGUGAGGAGCGCAACAUCCACGCCGCAGCUCACCAGGUGCACGUGCUUCCAUACCCAUUCAGCCACCAUCAGCAAUUUGAAAGGACCAUUCGGACCCCUAUAGGGUCUAUGUGGAACACCCAGAGGGCCUUCCACAAGCUGACUACCCCCAAGGUUGUCACUAAGCCAGGCCAUAUCAUUAAGCCCAUAGAAGCUGAGGACGUGGGCUACCGGUCUUCCUCAAGGUUGGACCUCUCCGUGGUACAGAGGAACCCAAAGCGACUCUCCAUCCAUCACAAAAGACCCCUGAAGAAAAACUCCGUAGGCGGAGUUGCUGGAGAUGACGUCUUGAUGUCCUGAUCACUUCCUUAUUGGGCUUGGCGUUCCUGUCAUCUGUACCAUCAGUUCCAAAAGUGCCUUACCACGCUGUGCACACAGUUAAACUGCGCUUUAGAAAGAAAGGGAGUAGGAAAAAAAUCAGGGCAAAGGAACUGGCUGGGGACAUCCAAGCAUCUGUGAAUGACGGUGUUCCUCUCUGUGGACUCUUGAGGAGCCGUUCGUUAAAUAUUUGUAUUUCAGUAUCUUUAUAGUUGAUAGACUUCCAGUGGCAGGUUCGAACACAUGGCUUUAUCUCUGCUUCCUCUUAAAAUCUCACUAGAAUAACUGCAAGAAAUUAUAUCAAUUUACAAGGAGAAGGAAAAUAGGAGGGCAGAAAACAGUAGACCAAAGAGUCAGACAAGUUUUAAAAGAUGGAAAGUGGGUAGAGACCUGUUUACUCCCUUAGCAGAUAAUCAGAAGCGGAAUGUCAGCGUUCCCAGAGGCAGGUCAAACUGCCCCCAGAGCCCUGCAGAGGCUCGCAGUUCCACCGGGACUGGGGAAGGUGAGGUGAGGCAAGGGGGCGGGAACGGAUGCAAAGUCUACAGGAGGAGCAGUGGGUGCGCCCUCCCUGCACAGCCCCGCCCCACACCUUGUAGCCAGGUAGCUCCACCUGAGAGCGGUAGGUUACUCGGAGAAUUAACUGAACCUGAGAAGGUCUGAGUGUCAGGGGCACUGGGCACAGGGGAGGGUGGGGGUAAGGAGCUGGACCAAAAACUAAGCAAAAAUGAGUGUUACGUGAUAUGGCUGCUGGAGGAUCCACCAGGGAAAUGGCCGGUGUGCUCCCCAAGGGUCCCCAGAGAAGCCCACUCCUCUGACAGGCCCUGCCCAUGCCCACAGAGGUUCCAGCUGUUUGGUGGGUUUUUUUCCUACCCAAAUGGCCUGAUGUAUUACUAACUUUUAACUUUUAUUUUUUAACUAUGUUAGGAACUUUGCGUACCUGGCAGUUUGGGCUGUACAACCCUCGGCAGAUCGUUCCUCUUCCCUCCUCUGCCUUCUCUACUUCCAGAACAUCUUAUUCUCUUGCUCUUUGUUAAAUAGUGAUG